GCUGCGAGGCAGUAUAGGCACAGGGGAGGUGGGGUCGGGAGCUCUGCUUCCGGUGGCAGAGCUGGGGUAAGGGGCGGCAGGCGCCAUGUCCGGCCGCGAAGGUGGCAAGAAGAAGCCCCUGAAACAACCCAAGAAGCAGAGCAAGGAAAUGGACGAGGAAGAUAAGGCUUUCAAACAGAAGCAAAAAGAAGAGCAGAAAAAACUCGAGGAGCUAAAAGCGAAGGCCGCGGGGAAGGGCCCCCUGGACUCAAAGUUAAGGGUCGGGCUCCUUGACUUGCUAUUCAGAGGCCUGCAAAAAUCAAGCUUCACGUGCCUUUUUCUUUAUUUAAGCCACAGGUGGAAUUAAGAAAUCUGGCAGAAAAUAAGCUGUACCUUGUGACUGAGGCGAUGGUGACCCUUGAUUCCAUUCCUGUUUAAACAUCUGGAUUCCCUGUUAUAACAUCUGUUGCCACCCGUAGUUAGAAUGAAGUGUUGUCUUGAAGCCCGUUGUACAUUUAAGAAUAAACUUUUGUAAAAAAAAAAAAAAAAAAGACGAAA
This is a messenger RNA of Loxodonta africana (African savanna elephant), 537 nucleotides long. RefSeq names its product translation machinery associated 7 homolog (gene TMA7). The record is from RefSeq and is a predicted model, not a curated record. The transcript is spliced from 5 exons. Lineage: Eukaryota; Metazoa; Chordata; Mammalia; Proboscidea; Elephantidae. The coding region runs from base 86 to 346 and encodes 86 amino acids.